AUGUCUUCUUGGUUCCAUUUAUUUUUACUAAUUACUGCUAACUGUAUAUUAGCGUUAUUUGCAUCAACAGCUGAUUGUGAUAGCUCAAAGAAGGAUUACUGCAAUGCGAAACAGCAGAGAUUGAGCAUUGAUAUCGAGAAGCAUCGAGAAGAGCUCAUCGAAUCAAUUUCUCCAACAGAUAUUGAAGGAGGAGAAAAAGAAGAUGAAAUUUUACAACCAGAAAGAGAGGAAGAAAUAAAAUUUGAAAGAAUGAAGAUUUUUGAAGAUGCAACACGCUUACUAACUCGUAACAUACGAAAUGCAAUGGCUUGGAUGUCCGGUGCUGAUUCGAACGUUGGUUUGGUUAACAAUUUACAAAACAAUGAUUUAAUCAAAGAUAAACGUGUAAGAGAUGCUAUGUUGAAAGUGGAUCGAGGUGAUUUUACAACUGUAACACCAUAUGGUGAUCAUCCGGUUUCGAUCGGUUAUGGUGCUACAAUCAGUGCUCCGCAUAUGCAUGCAUCUUCUCUUGAGCUUCUGAAGGAUCAUUUAAAAGAAGGGAAUCGAGCAUUGGACGUCGGAUCGGGUUCUGGUUACUUAACAGCUUGUAUGGCAAUAAUGGUUGGUAAAAGAGGAAAAGUGGUUGGCAUAGAUCAUGUUCAAGCUUUGGUGGAUGAUUCAAGACGUAAUAUCAGGAAACAUCAUGAGGAUUUACUAACCGAUCGCCGUAUAAUUCUUGUAAAAGGAGAUGGUAGGAAAGGUUAUGAAAAAGAGGCACCAUACAAUGCUAUUCAUGUUGGUGCUGCUGCACCUGAAAUCCCUAUUCAGUUAAUAGAGCAGCUUGCUAAAGGUGGAAGGAUGUUGAUUCCGGUUGGUCCCGAAGGCGGUCGUCAACGGUUUGUACAGGUUGACAAGGAUGUUAAUGGGAAUGUGACACAAAAAAAAUUAAUGGAUGUAAUAUAUGUCCCCUUAACUAAUGAAGAGCACCAGCUUUACAACUGA
This is a messenger RNA of Cercopithifilaria johnstoni, 981 nucleotides long. NCBI's taxonomy places the organism in Eukaryota, Metazoa, Nematoda, Chromadorea, Rhabditida, Onchocercidae. The record is from the annotation of a GenBank genome assembly.